AUGAGAAAAUAUGAAAAUGAUUUAAAAAAUAAUUCACAAAAUUUUAGUUUAUUCAAAAGCAAAAUGAAAGAAAUAUCAAAGAAUGAUUUAUCAAAUGUUAAAUUACAAGAUUCAGACAUAAAUAAAAAUAUAAAUGAUUCACAUUUAAUGUAUGAAAAUGAAUCCAAAAAUAACACUUAUAAUGAAAAAAAUAAAAAUAAAACGUCUUUUGGACAUUGUUUAGAUAAUUUGUCUGAUAGCACUAACCCAUCUACAAAUAAAGAAUAUACAAAAUUUUAUAAAAAAAAAAAAAAUAAUGGAUAUAAAAAUGGAAAAUAUAAAAUUUCUUCACUAUUUCGAAUAAAAGAAAAUAAAAAACAUUCAAAUGAUUGCGAUAAGAAAAAAGAAAAAAAAGAAAAAGAAGAAAAAAAAGAAAAAAAUUUACUGCAUAAUAAUUAUUUGUAUAAGAAAAAAGCAACAGUUAACACAACAAAUAAUUCAAAAAUUAUGUCAAGAUAUUUUGUAAAUGAUAAUAAUAAUUCUUCAGAACCUAAAUGGGAAUAUGAUGAAAAAAAAAAUUUAGAAUGUUAUAAAUAUCCAGUAGAUAAUAAAAAAGAAAGAAAGGAAAAUGAUAAAAUACAAGAACUACUUGAUACAGGAAUAAAAAAAAAAAGAUAUAAUAAGCACAAUUUUAAUAAUUCAGAUGAUACUGAUAGUAAUACAUCGUAUUUAAACAAUAUAAAAAAAUUAUUAAGUCUUAAUGAUGAAGAAUUAAAAGAUGUUGUAAAAAUUUCCAAUUUUAGUAUAGAUUUAGAUAUUAAUAGUUUUUAUUAUAACUUUAUAAAAGAAAAUAGCGAUUAUUCCAUUUUAUAUUUUAAUAUAAAUCAUAAUAAAAAUAUAUAUGAUAUAAAAGAACAUAAAAAUUAUACAAACGAAAAAAUAGUAAGUUAUAAACAAAUUUCUUCAUUUAAUUUUGGUAUGUAUGUUUGUAAUAUUUCUAUUCAAGAAUUUUGCUAUUUUUAUUAUAAUUUAUAUAAUAAAAAUAAUAGAAAAUCAUACCAUAAUUUAAAAUGUAAAAAAAGUAAAGAAAACUAUUUAGAGAAUCAUGAAACACAAAAAAACAAUAAUAAUAACAAUUACACAAGUGAUAAUUAUUUUAAUAAUAUUAAAUAUGAAAUAGAUAAAAAAUAUAAUAUUGAUCCAAUUAAAAAUAAUGAAAUAAAAGAAAAUUUAUAUUUUAUGCAUGGACUUAAUCACAUAAGUCCAUAUAACUCAAUAUAUGAUAAAAAAAAUCAUAAAAAUGAGAUAAAAGAAACAGAAAAAUACAACAUUAAAGAUAUUAUUAUGAAAAAUAAUAAUAAUAAUAAUAAUAAUAAUAAUAAUAAUAAUAAUAAUAAUUGCAACCUUAAAAAUAAUGAAAAUGUUAAUAAUAAUAAUUAUAAUAAUAAUAAUGAUAAUAAUAAAUGUAAUCAUAAUUUUAUAAAAACAAAUUUUUUUCCUAAAAAGAUAUUAAAAAAAUUUCGUAUACAUAAGGUUGAAGCUUUAUAUAAUGAAAAAGAAAACGAAAUAAAAAAUAAAAAUAUUCAAAAUAUAAAUAGAGAUACUAGAAAAGAUAAUAUUAAAAAAAAACAUAAAAAUAUUUUUCAAAAAAAAAGAAUUCCAAAUGAUACAUAUCAUAACCAAGAAAAAGACAAUUUAUAUUAUCAUAAUAAUUAUGAUGAAAUAAAAUGUAUAUGUAAUGACUUAAACUGUUGUAAAAAUUUUAAAACAUUAACCAACAAUGAAAUAAAUUAUAAAAAUAAAAACGAAAGUUAUAUUAAAAAUAAUAUGAACUAUAUAUAUGACGAAAACAAAUGUGAUCAAAAUAUUUUCAAAUUUAAUCUAUUUAAUAAUCUCAAAAAAAAAUAUAAAUUUAAAAAGGAUCAUCAACUUAUUAAUGAAGAUGAAUCAGCACAAAAAAAUAAAAUUAAGAAUUUUUUUAUAAAAAAAUUUAAAUGGAAAAAAGAAAAAAAUGACAGUAAAUAUAUUAUGAAGAAUUACAUAUGUAAUGAUAAUAAAAAUGAAUAUAUAAAAGAUAAUAAUUUUAAUAAUAGUACCAAUUUGUAUAAUAGAGAAAAAAAAUCUAGUAAAGUAUUAUUAAAACAUAAUAUAACUAAAAAUUUGAUGAUAAAAUUUAAAAACUUUUAUAAAAGUAGGAAAAAAAAUAAAGAGUUAAAUACAGAAACAAAUAAUAAUAUUUUAACUAAUAAUAGUAUGAAGAAUAAUAAACAUAGAUUAAGCAUUCCUAAAAACGUAAUAGAAAAAAACAAUAGUACUUUUAAUAAUGAAUAUUUCUUUGAGAAGAAUAUAAAUAAUGAAACAAAUAAUGAAAAUAAAGUAAAAUAUAUUGAGUUGAAUAAUAAUUUAAAAAAUAUAAGUGUAGAAGAAAAUUUUCCCAAUUUCUCAAACUUUUAUUAUAAGAAUGAAGAACAACAUAGUAGAAAAUUUAUAUCAAAAGAAUAUAUUGAUAAUAAUUUUGAUGAUAUAUAUUAUAUUCAGAGGAUAAAUGCUGAUAAUGAUUUUUUUUCUAUUUUUAUUAACGUGUAUCAAAUAUAUAUUUUUUCAAAGCAAAAUUACAAUAAUGAAAAAAUUUCAAAUCGUAAUGAAGAUAUAAGAAAUAACAGUCAAACUUUAGUGUCAAUUUAUUUAUUUAUUGUUGUUAAAAGUAAUUUUUUGAAGUAUUUAAUUAAAAAAAAAAUAUAUAACGAAAUUAAUAAUUGCAUUAACAAUUGGAAAAAAUAUUUAAUGAUACAUAUUCAAAACAUAAAAGGGAGCACAUCUAUAUCAGUUAAUUUAAAUGACGAAAAUAAUGAUCAUAUUAAUAAUAUAAUAAAAAAUAUAAAAUUUUUUAUUAAUGAUUAUUUAAAAGAUAUUAUUUAUAAUUUUAUGACAAAUUUUUUUUAUUUUUUUGGUAUAUAUGAAAAUAAAGCUUUAGAAAAUUAUUUUUCAUAUUUUAACAAAAAUUUAAGUUUUGUACAUAAGAAAAAUAUGGAUUUUAAAAGUAUAUAUAACAAAUUUAUCAAAAAUGAAAAAAAAAAUGAAAAAAUAUUAGGAAACAAAAAAGAUUAUAUUAAGUCAAAAUUUCCAAACCUUUUUAAAAAAAGGAAUAAUAUUAACCAAUCUAAUUUGUGUAAAAAAUUUUCAUCGAAUGGUUCAAGUAAUAAUGAAUCACUUUAUUUUACAUCUCAUCAUAUCGCUUAUAAUUAUAUUGCCUAUAUAAAUAGCAUUUAUUUUAGAAGAAUAAUUUUGUUAUAUUUUUUAGUUUUUCUUUUUUUUAUAAUGACAACUAAUUUUAAUUUUUUUUAUAUAUAA
This is a messenger RNA of Plasmodium gallinaceum, 3330 nucleotides long. Its product is annotated as conserved Plasmodium protein, unknown function. The transcript has a single exon. NCBI's taxonomy places the organism in Eukaryota, Apicomplexa, Aconoidasida, Haemosporida, Plasmodiidae. The record is from RefSeq and is a predicted model, not a curated record. Bases 1 to 3330 code for a protein of 1109 amino acids.